AUGGCCGCCGAAGUCGAAGGUGCGAGACCAAAUGGCAAGCCAGGCAAGAAGGAGAAGGAGCCGAAAGAUCAAAAGGCAGCGAACAAGUCAAAACCAGAAAAGCAAAAACAAGCACAACAGCCAAAAGCGAAGAAAGGCGGCGAACCAGAACUCAUCGGCAUCACGUGCAAGAAGAGCGAAGACCUGUCAGAAUGGUACCAACAGACUAUUGUCAAAGGCGACUUCCUCGAAUUCUCCGACGUGCCAGGAUGCUACAUCUACCAGCCAGGCUCAUACAGGAUCUGGGAGUUCAUCCAGGACUUCUUCAAUGCGCGGAUUCGGAAAAUGGGCGUGAAAAACUGCUACUUCCCACUCUUUAUCUCGGAGGCGAACCUGCAGCGUGAAAAAGACCACAUCGAGGGCUUCGCGGCGGAGGUAGCGUGGGUGACGGAGGGAGGCAAGAGUAAGCUGGACAAGAGGCUGGCGGUGCGUCCGACGAGUGAGACGGCCAUGUACAGCUUCUACAGCAAGAAGAUCAGGAGUCAUAGGGAUUUGCCACUCAAGAUGAACCAGUGGAACAAUGUCGUGCGGUGGGAGUUCAAGCACCCAAUGCCUUUUAUUCGGUCAAGAGAGUUCUUGUGGCAGGAGGGUCACACAGCACAUCUUACCGAGAAGGAGGCUGGUGUGGAGGUCAGGCAGAUUCUUGACCACUACGCUGCCAUCUACGAGGAACUACUGGCUGUUCCGGUAGUCAAGGGUGUCAAAACCGUCAACGAGCAAUUUCCGGGAGCACACUACACCACGACAGUCGAAGGCUACAUCCCAGCCGUUGGUCGAGGCAUCCAAGCAGCGACAUCGCACUGUCUCGGCCAGCACUUUGCAAAAAUGUUUGAUAUUACAGUCGAGGACCCGAACCAGCAGGUUAAGGAAGGCGAGAAGAGGGAUAGGAUUAAAGUGUGGCAGAACAGCUGGGGUUUCACCACCCGAUCUAUCGGCAUCAUGAUUUUGAUUCACGGCGACGAUAAGGGUCUGAUUGUUCCGCCGCGCGUAGCAGAGAUACAAGUCGUCAUCAUUCCUGUCGGCGUGAACGCAAAGACUACGGACGCCGAUCGCGAGAAGCUCUACGAUGAGGUCAAGAGCAUCAGCGAUAAGCUCGAAGGCGCGGAUGUAAGGGUCGAGUGCGACUUUCGCGAAGGCUACUCUCCGGGCUACAAGUUCAACGAUUGGGAGAUGAAGGGCGUACCGCUGCAAAUCGAAUUCGGACCGAAAGACCGCGCAAAUGGCGUUGUGACGACUUCUCGUCGCGACCAGGAAGGUAAGAGUACCAUCCCGCUCACCGACCUCGCAGCAGAGGUCCCGAAACUUCUCGAGCAGAUCCAAGCGGAUAUGUUCAAGAAGGCCAGCGACGAAUAUGCAUCCCACCGCAAGAUCAUCCGGGAAUGGAAGGACUUCGUGCCGGCUCUGAACGACAAGAACGUGGUACUUGUCCAGCAUUGCGCUUCUGGAGACUGCGAGGACGAGAUCAAGAAGGAUUCUUCCGGUCAGGUUGAGGGGCAGGAAGUCGAUGUCAGAGCUCCAUCGAUGGGUGCCAAGUCAUUGUGUAUUCCGGACGAGCAGCCGGAGGAGGUCAAGGCUGGCACGCACUGCAUCAAUCCGAAGUGUGAGAAGGAGGCGAAGAUGUGGGUCAUGUUCGGGAGGAGUUACUAG
Recurvomyces mirabilis is the source of this 1686-nucleotide messenger RNA. RefSeq lists its product as uncharacterized. The record is from RefSeq and is a predicted model, not a curated record. Bases 1 to 1686 code for a protein of 561 amino acids. Gene Ontology annotation, molecular function: proline-tRNA ligase activity; ATP binding. Lineage: Eukaryota; Fungi; Ascomycota; Dothideomycetes; Mycosphaerellales; Teratosphaeriaceae. The transcript is spliced from 2 exons. Gene Ontology annotation, biological process: prolyl-tRNA aminoacylation. Gene Ontology annotation, cellular component: cytoplasm; aminoacyl-tRNA synthetase multienzyme complex.